UUUGUUUUCAUCUUUUACAGGUUUGGCUAAUGCAGAAACAAGCGUACCAGUUUAUAGAAUCUUCCAAACUGAAAAAGUUGUGCUUGGAAGAAACACCACCCUCCACAUUGAUUUCCCAAAUAUGGAAAGACCAGUGGAGUGGAAAUGUAAAAAUUAUACAUACGAAUGCGACAAGACGUGCACUAGCACCACUGAAUUUCAAGUGACCCAGAGUGGGAAUGAUUCCACUCUUUGGAUUCGAGACGUUACGAAUGAAUGUUUGUCUUGGACAUUUUAUGACAACAACAACAACUUUGGAAAAUUUGAUUUGAAGACAAAUGCUUUCACCAAAGCAGAAACUUAUGAAAUUACCCAAAAUGGUAAAUGGAUUUACAAACCUUUUCCUCCUUUCAAACUAAAUACUGUCUUUUCAAAUUUCUCUUCUAUUUCUAUCUCUUAACUCUGAGCUUUUAGU
Molecule: messenger RNA, 454 nt
Organism: Octopus bimaculoides (California two-spot octopus)
Lineage: Eukaryota; Metazoa; Mollusca; Cephalopoda; Octopoda; Octopodidae
Source: RefSeq, a predicted model, not a curated record